UUGGCAACGUUAAUCAAAACAAAAUCCGUGUGAAAACUUUUGGACAGUGAAUUUCUAAACGCUUUUCCACAAUUUAUUUAUUUUUUUCUUAAAUAAUAAUAUAAACUUUUACCAAUGGGUACCAAAAAUAAACACAAAAAGAGUACAAAGCAGAAAGAACAAAGUACGGAAGAGAAUAAACAAGAUGUGAUCAAAACUGAUCAAGAAAUAGCAGUGGGAGAAGGACCAACCGAUAUAAGCAUGGCUGAAGAGCCGGCUGAGGAAGGAGAACACAAGAAGAGCUAUAGGAAACGUAAAAAGCAUUACUACAAUGCUAUAAGGGCACAAAUGGAAUUUUACUUUGGUGAUGCUAAUUUGACCAAAGAUCGUUUUUUAAAACAACAGCUCGAUAAAGAUCCAUAUGUUCCCUUGGAGAUUUUUAUGACAUUUAAUAAAAUGAAAGCUUUGACCUCCAAAGUGGAGGAUAUUGCAAAAUCUUUAAGCAAUUCUGAGCUGCUGGAGUUGGAUGAAACACAGCAAAAGGUCAAGCGUAAAAUACCGUUAGCUGAAAAUCGUAAUGUUGAUGAGAAAACAUUAUAUGUGGAGGCUUUGCCUUCAACAGCGGAUCAUGAAUGGGUGCGGCAAAUUUUCGAAAGAUUUGGCAAAGUUGCCUAUAUCUCCCUGCCAAAAUAUACCAAAUCACGCAAGAUCAAAGAAUUUGGUUUUGUGGAAUUUGAAAAAGAGGAUAGCGUUAAUAAAGCUAUUAAAGCUUUCAAAGAGUUUAAUGGUGUCCUUAGUAUGCAAGAAAAAGAUCCCUCAGAACUAACCAGCGUAAAAUCUUACAUUAAGGAACAGUCAGGAGAAAAGGAGGAGGAGGACACUACAUCAAAUGCUACAGACAGCAGGAAAAGAACUAAAAAUGAUGAUACUAUCGAAGAAACCGAACCUAAAGCCAAGAAAUCUAAAAUUGAAACACAAGAUGAUACUGAAAAUUCGCAAACAGACAAUGCUACGACUUCUCAAUCGGAAAGCGAAAUAAAGGCUGAGGGUUUGGAUGAUAAAACGGUCGAGGAAGGACUUAAGAAAAAGAAACGCAAACGGAAGAAGAAAUCUAAAACCACCGAAUCCCUAAAACUUAAAGCUGAGCUCAAUACUGAUGUGGCCUACUAUGAACUAAAAAUAUUGCCGAAAAGAGAUUGGAAACGACUACGCAAUAAAUAUCUUAACCUACAAAGAGAAAAAGUGACCGAACUGAAACGUAAAGCUUGGCGUGAACAACAAGAACUAAAGCAGCAAAAAGAUGCCGCACUGGUGGAAGACAAUAACUCUUUACCAGGUGGACAGCAGGAACAAAAGAAAAAUUCUAAAACUGGUAAUAAGCAUAAAUUACAGAAAAUGAAUAUGAAUUUCUAUGGGGCAGCCGAAGAAGAGCCUCCCACAAAAGUAAGCAUUAGCGAGAAGGUACCAAAACAGAAUCCCGCAUUGGAAAGGACACCCUUAUUUAGCUAUGAACCGGGUCUUAUAGUUGAAAUUUCAUUUCUAGAGCCUUGUGUUAAUAUUAAGGAAUUUAAAGCCGAUAUGCGUCAAUAUAGCUCGGUAAAAUAUGUGGAUAUCAAAGAAGGUGCUAUGCAAGCUUAUCUACGUUUAGAGUCUUCUCAGAAAGCAGUGGAAUUUAUGCAACAAAUCAGCUGUGCUGAAUAUCAAUGCAAAAUAUUAUCCGAUGAAGCUGAGGCAAACUAUUGGCAAAAAAUUGAAAAAGAUCGAGAGCAAAAGCUAAAUAAACAAGUAAAAAUACCACAGAAACGGGGCAGGGAGAAGGUAAAGAAACUAAUUACUAAACAUAUACGUUUUGGAGAUGAUGAUGAGUGAAAUACAGUAAUAACUAAAAA
This is a messenger RNA of Lucilia sericata (common green bottle fly), 1868 nucleotides long. RefSeq names its product la-related protein 7 (gene Larp7). The record is from RefSeq and is a predicted model, not a curated record. Gene Ontology annotation, cellular component: nucleus. Gene Ontology annotation, molecular function: mRNA binding. The coding region runs from base 115 to 1848 and encodes 577 amino acids. NCBI's taxonomy places the organism in Eukaryota, Metazoa, Arthropoda, Insecta, Diptera, Calliphoridae. The transcript has 2 exons. Gene Ontology annotation, biological process: RNA processing.